Molecule: messenger RNA, 1518 nt
Organism: Physcomitrium patens
Lineage: Eukaryota; Viridiplantae; Streptophyta; Bryopsida; Funariales; Funariaceae
Product: mitochondrial outer membrane protein porin of 36 kDa
Biological process (GO): monoatomic anion transmembrane transport
Cellular component (GO): mitochondrial outer membrane
Molecular function (GO): voltage-gated monoatomic anion channel activity
Source: RefSeq, a predicted model, not a curated record
GCUCUCCCUCUCUUCUUCAUGCUCCUCCCUUCUUCCUCCCUCGCCCUCGUCCUCGCUCUGGUCGUCUGUUUUUUUUUUCCUGCCCUUCGCGCUCUCUUUCGACACCCUUGUCACUCGCUGACACGUCCAGGUGUAGUUGCUGGAUGCCUCCGUCUGUGUUUGAACUCACGCCGCCUUAGGGCCGGUGUUGGUGUCGCGUCCCCCCCCCUUUAAUCUUCGCUGCAUCUUGUGUUGUGCAUCUUGUGUUGUGUUUUCUCGGAUUCUUACCUAGGAUUCUCUUUUUCCGGGUCAUCGUGACUUGAUGUCUGGCUCUUUUCUUCUGGGAACUUAGUAUAGUGCGUUUCGCUGUGUGGAGAAGGGGAUAGGUUCUGGUCGACUACGGGAAGUGACAGAUCGAAUUCUCUUGCAUACUUCCUCAGCGCAGGAGGUCGGUCGGGCAGGUUACCAUGGGCAAGGGACCAGGGUUCUACACAGAUAUUGGGAAGAAGACUAAAGAUCUUCUUAACAAGGACUACACAUAUGACCAGAAAUUUGUCAUCACCACAAGCACCAAGUCUGGAUUGGCCUUCACCUCGACUGGGUUGAAGAGGGGAGAGGCAUUCACAGGGGAUUUGAACACGCAAUUCAAGAACAAGAAUGUCACUGCUGAUGUGAAAGUUGACACCAAGUCGAAUAUUUUUACGACUAUCACAAUCGAUGAGUUCGCACCCGGAGCCAAGAGUGUGUUCAGUUUCACUAUCCCCGACCACAAGUCAGGGAAGCUUGAGAUUCAGUACAAGCAAGACUACUGCGGAAUUACUGGUUCCAUUGGUUUGUCGCCUUCACCUAUUGUGGAGGCAACCGGGGCCCUUGGGAAUGACGGGUUCUCCGUCGGUGGUGAGGUUGCCUUCGACUCUGCUAAUGGGUCACUAAUUAAGUACAACGCUGGUGUCGGUCUGGUUAAGCCCGACUUCAACGCCUCCAUAAUCUUGGCUGAGAAAGGCGACUUGCUGAAGGCUUCUUACCUACACACAGUGAGCCCAAUUUCAAGGACGACCAUGGCUGCUGAGAUCGCUCACAGGUUUUCCAAGAAUGAGAACACGUUUACUGUCGGAGGUUUGUACGAGUUGGACACUCUAACCACUGUGAAGGCUCGAUUGAACAACCAUGGAAAGUUAGCUGCCCUACUCCAGCACGAGUGGAGGCCGAAGUCUCUGGUCACCUUAUCUGGGGAGGUGGAUACUAAGUCCUUGGAUAAGACAGCGAAGAUCGGUUUGGCUUUGGCUCUCAAGCCAUGAGAAGAUGAACUUAAGUCCUUAACUUUGGACUACUCUUACUGGGUGGUGCUUACGACUAGAACGGUGUGCUGCGUUGUGAUUUUUGACUUAGAAGAUGUGAGGUUGUCUCUACGUUUAACGUUCUGUUUCGCAGAGAUGGUGAGAUCACACCAGGAAGAGAAUAAGAGUUUCUGUAUUACUGCUCAAUUUUAAUGAACGAUCAGAUUCUUUCCAGAAUGAGUUCGAAAAGUUGUUACCGAGA